Messenger RNA from Saccostrea echinata, 1360 nucleotides. Its product is annotated as hematopoietically-expressed homeobox protein HHEX homolog. Gene Ontology annotation, molecular function: DNA-binding transcription factor activity, RNA polymerase II-specific; RNA polymerase II cis-regulatory region sequence-specific DNA binding. Gene Ontology annotation, biological process: cell differentiation; regulation of transcription by RNA polymerase II. The record is from RefSeq and is a predicted model, not a curated record. Bases 50 to 931 code for a protein of 293 amino acids. The transcript has 4 exons. Lineage: Eukaryota; Metazoa; Mollusca; Bivalvia; Ostreida; Ostreidae.
UAAUUAAAUCAUUGUUUUAAAACAUUUUAAAAGAGAAACAAUUUUGUGAAUGAUAGUUGACGACAGACAAUCCAUUUUGAAUCGUUGUGACUCCAUCAUGAUUCCACAGCAUUCAGCCUUAGUUAAUGCCAUGACGUCACUGUACGGUCCCCACAUGCACCCCUCCGCUUCCCCACCAACUGCCGCUCACUCACAGACCAAUGCCUCACCCACGGGACCAUCAUCAUCAUUCCGUAUUGAUGACAUUUUGAGGACAUCACCAAACUCAACAUCAAGUGCUUCCAAUCCUCUCAGUGGACUUGCAAAACCAACGCCCAUCAAUCCCGCAGCCCUCCAUGCCCCUGGGGUACUGACUGCCCCUUCACUAUACAAACCGAUGUCUAUGUACGACCACACCCUGGUUCCUCAGUCCCCCUAUCUUCCCUCUCACGUCUCGUACACCAAUGCUCUCAUGAGUCACAUGUACCCUAUGCCUUAUAUGAGACCAGAGUAUGCACUGUUAGAUCGUCAUCAUGCAUUUUCAAAAGUAAUGCCCAAACCUUUCUUGUGGAACCAUUUUAUGCAGCGACCUCUACAUAAAAGGAAGGGCGGACAAGUGAGGUUUUCUAACGAUCAGACAGUCGAACUAGAAAAGAAAUUUGAAUCCCACAAGUACCUGUCUCCGCCUGAAAGAAAAAGACUGGCCAAAAGCCUUCAACUAACAGAACGGCAGGUAAAAACGUGGUUCCAAAACAGACGUGCUAAAUGGAGAAGACUGAAACAGGAGUCACCCACUUGCGAGAAACAAAGUGAAACUUCAGCAGAAAAGAGCGGAAGUGACGUAGCAGACGAUUCAGAGGAAAGAAACAGGUGUACUUCAGACGAGGAAGAUUUUGAUAUGGAGGACAGUGACGAUGAAAUUGAUGUAGAAAGUGAAACCACGGAAAAAUAGCGAUACAUGUAGAAAGUGUGAACAGCAAUUCAGAAUAGAGGUGCAAUGGUGUCGGGCACAAAUCAUAAAAGCCAUCAACGAACACUCUCGUGAAUUCUGCCUGCUGUGAGUUUUCAAAUAUUAACAGACACAGAAGAGUUCCUUAAAAGCAUGCGCAGUUCAGGGUUCUCUCCUUGUACACAUUGUUAAGUUUCAAAUGUUUGAAGCGAAGUGAAUUGAGAAUUUUGAUAUGACCAUAUAUGACUGCAUGAGUGGCGAUACGAAUGGUGCAAUUUGGUAGAUUUUGUAUUUAUUGUCACUUCUGGUCUUCCUCUGUUCCAUAACUACAUCAAACUAUGCAAUAAAUGAGCAAAAUAAGAUGUAGAACUGUGGAAUAUUGCUAUUUCAUAUAUACAUUUGUGAAUUGAAAUAAAACUCAAAAGAAAUAUA